AUAAAACAUGAGAGGUUUAACCACAGCGAAUGUCUGUCGAAUAUCCAACGAAUAUCCAACGUAAAACUAACUUCACCGCGGUGUCUAAUUACAGUUUCGAUCUUGACGUAAUGAAAAACCACUUACCUGAAUCGAAACUUAGAGAGACUUAAAACCAGCUGAAUCAAGGAAGAUCGCGGAUAUCGGGGGACACUGGAGUAGAGGGAAGAUGCACGGAGAAAGUUAGAGCAGAAUCGGGAAGUUUGGGCUAUAAUAUCUCAUUUAUUCCUGACUUGCUGCGUCACUGCAAUGGAUAUUGGAAAUGAUAUUUCCAAAUUGCAUGAACAUGCACAGAAAUGUAACCUUGUGCUUAAGUGGGAUUACUUUGGCUCUGAAGGCCCUGACCACAUUAAAACAUUCAUUUGGAAAGCUGUCCUAGAUGGCAAAUCCUAUCCACAAGGUGUGGGGAAGACCAAACAGGAAGCCAAACUAAAGGCAGCUCAGAAUGCCAUGAAAUGUCUGUACGAGGAUGACAAUCAGGACAAAAGUGAACAUGCAAAAGAACCUUCUGCAUCAGUGUCUUGUGCAAAUGUCAACUUCAUAUGUUGGCUCAAUCAAUAUGGUCAGAAAAAAGGGUUGACCGUGAAGCCUGUGGAGAGCAUUAGACUUGGAAAAAGCGGUGCACCAUAUUGGUGUAAGUUUGUGGUUGGUGACAAGGAGUACCCAGAGGUCUCAGGAAAAAACAAGAGGGAGGCCAAAGAGCAAGCAGCCAAACUGGUUUAUGACAUACUAUGUAGCAGUAACACCGAAGCGACUGCAGAUGUAUCAAGUCAACAAAAUAUGAAUUCAAGUAAAACUGCUGCAGACAUGUGCACUGAUACAAACACCUGGGGUUUUAGCACUGAAGACAGUAGCCGCAUGGAGACUAAUUUCAUUGGAAUCAUAAACCACUACUGUCAGAAGAAGCAGUUGAGUUUUACGUACAUUGAAGUGAAAAGAGAAGGUCCUCCUCAUUGCCCCCAAUUUUUCUACAUGUUAAAAAUAGGCAAUAAGGAAUACCCCAUUGGUGAGGGUUGGAAAUCGAAGGUGGCCCAGCAAAAGGCGGCUCAACUGGCCUGGUCUGCUCUCCAGGAACAGUCAGACUGGGACAGCAAGGUGUCCAUCAGGUCAACAAUGUCUGAAGACAAUGCAACAUCUACAUCUUUAGAGCAAAGUUCAUCAGAGAACUUGAAUAAUCCAUUAACAAACAACAUGGAAGAGAGAAAAAGUGAAUCCAUUAUAUUUGCUGAUUCAUCUAAUGACCAGGCACCCCAGGCUGGAGAAAAUACACCAUCUCCCCUAGGGUCUGAAAUGUCACCAAUGAGCCCGUCAACCAGUACUAGUGACUCUGCAAUGGAGACUGGGUCGUCUCAUCAUUCCAGCAAUAAGAAUGAUGCCAAAAAUGAAAGUCUGGACAAUGCAAGAACUACGCAGUCAAGAUUUACUCCAGAUUUUGACAACAUUGAAAGGCUGGGCAAAGGAGGUUUCGGCCAUGUUUACAAAGCAAGAGAAAAGCUGGUGGACAAGGACUAUGCUGUCAAGAUUGUCCGUGGUACAAAGAAGGCUUUGCGAGAGGUGACUGCCUUAUCAGACCUCCAACACACCAACAUUGUUAGAUACUACCAUUGUUGGAUGGAGGACUCAAAAUAUGAAGAUUAUAGCUCCAGCUCCUCUGAGUCUAAAAGUAACUCAUGUCCACAGUACCUCUACAUUAAGAUGGAAUUAUGCAACUCUGGAACACUUAAAGACUGGAUUAAAAAAAAGAAUAAAGAUAGUCUGCAAGAUACUCAGAGAAGAACAGAAAGUCUUCCUGUUGCUCAACAAAUAGUGAAAGGAGUCGAGUACAUCCACUCCUGCUGCCACAUUCACAGGGACCUGAAGCCCACCAAUAUCAUGUUUGGAAAAGAUGGAGUUGUGAAGAUUGGGGACUUUGGUUUGGUCACUACGGAGAUCGAGGAGGACGAUGAAAACCUGAUGAGUAGAACAAAAAAAACAGGAACCAGGAAUUAUAUGCCCCCUGAACAAAUGACUAAUAAAUACAACCAUGAAGUGGACAUGUUUGCUUUGGGGCUGAUCUUCUUUGAACUCCUUUGGAAAAUUUCUACUGGCCACGAAAAAGCAGAUAUAUGGAAGGAUGCAAGAAAAAGGAAGUUUCCCAAAGAAUUCUCAAGGGCUUUUCCCCAAGAGUUCCUAAUAAUUCAAUCGCUGCUUUGUGAGAAGCCACAAGACCGACCUGAUGCAAGUCGAGUCAAGGAGGAGCUGGACAAGUGUGUAUUAGUUGUUCAAAGAAGCAAAGAACAUGAGAAUCGCACAGUCUGACUCAGAUCUUAAAGAGCAGAAUGAGCACUUGAAGGCCUUUUUAUUGUUUAAUGACUUUUUUUCCUUUUAACUGCUUGGAAGCACUUUUAUUCCGUUACGGUUUUGCGUUGAGGAUGAUGCAAUGAAUGAAAACGUUUUUUUUUUAUUUUUUUUAAAUCACACUAAUAGGAUUUUAACAUCAGUCCUAUGUAUUGUGUUAUAACGUAAUCAUGUUUAUGUCAUUUUUAACAGUCAUCUUUAUUCUGCUCUGCAAAUCUCCACUUUUGUGAUCCAUUUAUUUGUCUUUGUGUGAACUGUUACUGGGACUGUACUUUUUUAAAUUAUUUGUUACAGAUAUCAUUGCAAACAUGAAUUCAUUGUAAAUUAAAAAUUAUUUACAGUCAUAAGGAGAAAUUUUAGACAUUUUAAGUAUUUGUGAAUACUACACGCCUUAUUAAAUUCAUUGACAUGGCAACAUCUUAUUUUAAACUGUCAACAAAUUAACUUUAAAUAUGUCAAGUAACAGUGUAAAAAACAAUUGUUCUCCAGGUCAAAGUGGUUGUUACAGACUUGCAUGCAAAAGUAUUUCAAUUUGCCUUCAGAUUCGAGAAGAAAAAAAUUUCUUCCUUACAACAGAGCAGGAAUAAAGCUAUUAAAAACCAUGCUCAAAUGUGAUUUAAUGAUAAAUAUCUCCAAGUAAGGUGGUGGAAACAUGUUGGCAGCAACUUCACUGUUUGGAAGAAACAUACCGUACUUCCAUGAGGUUAUAAUUGUAAUUUUCAUGUAUUUGGAGUAUUAAUCUUAUAAAUCAUGUAUGGAAUAAGGACCAAAAAUUUGUAUUCAUAAUGCAUUCAGCUUACACUGACAUCUGUGUGAUUGUUUGAUUAAGGAGUGACAAAACUUCUGUUUUUUUUAAUUAUUAUUGAUGCAAACAACAAUAAAAAGUGAGAAACUGGGCUGGUUGGUAGAUGUUCAGUGAUGGUAUCAGUUACAAAGCCCUCUGGUGGACAUACGACUUCAUGUUAUAAGUCUGGAUCAGUGAUUUUAAGUAUGAAAAUGCCCACUUAGGGUGUUUUUGAGCUUUUGUAAUGAUUUAUGGAUUCCUUGUGCCAGGAUUAUGGAAAUUUGUGGUGAAAAUGUUUUGUCUGAAAACAAAAAAGAAAAGAAAUACAGGUUUAAAAUGUGACAAACGUCUCUUGGAAUAAAGGCCUGAAAGUGUCCUUAAACGCCGCUUUUUACGCGUGUUCAAUGACGCGCGUAAAAAGCACCGUUUAAGGACUGCGCGAAACACGACUCGUAUAAAACGCCGCUUUUUACGACGUUUUUUGUGCUCAACACAGCGUUUUUAACGCCCGUUUAUUCGACAACGCGUUAAAUCAAGCUCGCUUUAUGGCCCCUAUGGCUUGCCAUAAGAAACUCCUGAGGUAACGGCGUAGCCCUCGCCGUACGGUGCACGUUGCCGCGUACCCUACGUAGGCGUAGGCUUUGCGUUGAUUUAACACGGAACCAUAAUUCAGGCUUUAGGUGAUGAAAUAUCGACUAAUUUACCCACACACAUACAUACACAUAGCCACAUAGACAUACACACACACACUCUCUCAAGCACACAUACACAUAUAUAUGUAUGUAUUCAUACAUGUACACAUACGCACACAUAGCUACACAUACACACACACACGCACACAUAGCUAGAAAUACACACACACACACACACACACACACACACACACACACCUAGCCACAUAUACAUAUGCAUGUGUACACGCACACAUACAGCCACUUAAGUCAUAUUCAUAUACACACACACCUGACCUUUGGAUUUAUUUUAUAUUAUUUAAAAAAAAAUGUAUCCCAAUUUUCCCCCCAUUUUACCACCCAGUGCUCCUACCUAAGUCAGUCCUGGGCAUUGCUCACCUCUACCAACCCCGGGAGGGUCAUUGUUCAACACAUGAUUAUUGGUUUUGUGGGAAAUGUUAAUGCU
This is a messenger RNA of Cololabis saira (Pacific saury), 4297 nucleotides long. Its product is annotated as interferon-induced, double-stranded RNA-activated protein kinase-like. Bases 289 to 2337 code for a protein of 682 amino acids. The record is from RefSeq and is a predicted model, not a curated record. Gene Ontology annotation, molecular function: protein kinase activity; ATP binding. Gene Ontology annotation, biological process: protein phosphorylation. NCBI's taxonomy places the organism in Eukaryota, Metazoa, Chordata, Actinopteri, Beloniformes, Belonidae. The transcript is spliced from 19 exons.